UACAUUUGCAUCACCAUAUAUUCCAACACCAUUUGUAACCAGAUUUUGAGAAACCUUGUUCUUUCUACGAAAAGAACAUGCAGCGAGUUGAAAACAGUACCGCCUAAGAAGGUCAAACGCUCUGAACCAAUCACAGACGGGGAAAAUUUGUUUACCCGUUGCAUCAUGGGUAUACAGUUUCACCUUUUUCUUUAAAGCAUAUUGUUAACUAUUUAUCUAACAAGGAAUGAAUUAAAUCAUGUAUGUAUUAACAUCUGUAAAUAAAAGUAUUAUAUCAUAUUGCAAUGCAGUCUAACAGCAGUGAUUCGAAAAUGUGUGUUUUUGGUUGGCGGUGGAAUUGUGGGUAAUAUGCAAAUGAAGUGGGCUGUAAGGCUGCAAAACGUAAGUUCUUCGAAAAUACCAAAUGGGAUGUAAGGUGCUUAUAUUCAGUUUUGUUAUUUUUGCUUAGCCGGAGGGAUUUACUCAGUUUUUCAUCUGUUUCACGUUUCUGGAUAAAAGUAUAUGUGGGCGGUAUGGAUUACGGAGUUUUACAUGCAGAGAGAGAGAAGAUACAGCGGGAAAUCGCUGCGCUCGAACAGAGUCUGGAUGCGAGAUCUGACGACGUCGACCUGCUUUCGUCGGAUUUGGAAGAAACCGAGGAUGAGUCCGACUUCGAGAAAGAUGAAGAUUCAGAAAGCAGUGGGCAUCAGUGGACAGACCUGUCCAACAAAGAGUCUUCCACCAAGAUGCCAAAGACUCAGAGAGCAAGAGAGAGAAUCAGUCUUGGCUCAGGAGAUGCUCCUAUAGACUCCAGGUUUCAAGAUGGAGCCAGUGCUGACAUAGGGGUGUCUCAGGGGACAAGUGGAGAUGAGAGUGAUGAAGACCUCGGUCUGCCCGAAGACGCAGAGACCUGCUUGCAGAUGAACUUGGUCUACCAGGAGGUGAUUGAGGAGAAGCUUGUGGAGCUGGAGAGGAUGCUGAGCGAGAACAGAGAGCAGCAGAAUGAAAUCCUCAUUGAAGUGUCUGGAGCAUCAGUACCAAAGCCCACUUCUAAUGAUUUACCUCCAAUGAAACUGCACCUGGGCAGCUUCCUAAAGCCUUACUUCAGGGAUAAGUCUACUGGUCUUGGGCCACCAGCUAAUCCAGAAAUGAGAGAAAAAAUGUCACAAGGGAUGAAGACCUUUGAAGAUUUGACAGCUAAAAGAUGGCUGCCCUGGCACAAGGCCCUUCUGCAUUCGGCUGUGGUGAAUGACAGCAGGAAGCGGCUCCAGCAGCCCAAACUGUUCAAGAUUGAGUACAUGACCCAGAAGUUACAAAAGGCCGAGAACAUGGAGAAGCAAAUUCUGGAAAAGCAAAUCGAACAGACAGAGCGGGAAAUUGAUGCGAUCAAUGAGAUGUCAGAUGAACAGCUGGUAGGCAGUCGCUUAGGUGAGCACGACUGGGAAAAGAUUUCAAAUAUUGAUUUCGAAGGGAUGCAUAAGGCAGACGAUAUAAAGAGGUACUGGCAAAACUACGGGCAUCCAUCUAUCAACAAGUCAAGCUGGAAAGAAGAUGAAAUUGAGAGCCUGAAGGAGAUAGCGGCGAAGUACGACUGCUGUGAUUGGGAGAAGAUUGCUGAGGAGCUGAAGACGGACAGAACUGCCUACAUGUGUCUGCAAGCAUACCAGCUUUACAUUAACAAAGGUCUCAGGAAGAAGUUCUGGACAAAGGAGGAGGAUCAGAUGCUGAAAGAUCUGGUGGAAAAAAUGAGGAUUGGGAGCUACAUCCCCUAUACUCAGAUUUCGUAUUUCAUGGAAGGGAGGGAGGCGUCUCAGCUGGUGUACCGCUGGACACAGUCUCUGGAUCCUUCCUUGAGAAAAGGACCUUGGACAAAGGCUGAAGACGAGAUGUUACUGCGGGCUGUGGCGAAAUACGGCCAUCGAGACUGGUGGAAAAUUCGGGAUGAAGUCCCGGGCAGAAGUGAUACCCAGUGCAGGGACAGAUACUUAGACAGUCUGAGUGAAGAUGUGAAGAAAGGCAAGUGGAGCCCAGACGAAGAACAGAAACUCAUAAUGCUGGUGGAGAAGUAUGGAGUCGGGCGCUGGGCUAAAAUUGCAUCCGAGAUUGAAAACAGAGUAGAUUGCCAGUGUUUACAAAAAUGGAAACUCUUAACAAGACCUAAGAGAAGACAGGCCAAAAAGAUGGAGCCCACCCAGAGGAAGAGGAAGAGAAGAAGGCAUUCGUCUAUGAAGUGGAAACCGCCGAGCUCCGAGUUCGAGGACUCGGACGAAUGGGGGGCUGCGAGCUCUGACCCGGAGAAGUCAGACAGUCAGGAGGACAGAGAGAGCGAAGUCAGUGAGGAGAAGGAUGAGUACCACAUGCCGAGUAUCGAUCUCUGGAUCCCCACGGAGCCAAAAAGGGCAGAUGACACCCAGCUUUUGUGGAAGCCAACAGUGAUAUCCAAAUCAGAGAAAAAAAACCAUCCCCCCCCACAUUCCACUCCUGCGCAUUCUUCAGACCCACAGCACGUUGCCGGUCCUACCACUACUGCCAAGAAUUGCACCGUCAUCGGGGAUGUGCAGCAGGUGUCGAGUAGCAAGACAAACACCAGCUCCACGCUGCUGGAAGAGACUUCUCAGAGUGGAAACAAAAUGCUUAAGGUCACUUACAAUCAAGUGAGGAAUCUCCUGAGAAGCAAAACCAAGUUUCAGCACACAGUGACUAGAACAAAAAAACCGCUGCAGAAAAAGAAGGCAGAAGCUGAAGAGGCCCUUCAGAAGAGCCAGGGCACAAAGAGUUUAGCCAAAAUGGGGAAACAGGUGCAAAACUCUGCGCUCAAUGAAAAGCUGCUGAUAGCUGUAACCCCCUGGGUGGGCAACGUCCUAAUGCCAGCAGAUCUAGACCGGCAACACAAGCGCAGAGAAGCUGAUGUCAUCAGAGAGAAAGCGGAGGACAUUGGCCUCACCAGCACUCCAGUCUUUACUCUGCUUAUUAAAGUUCUUCACAUCGAUGCAGAAGGUUGCAAGAAAGUCAUAGAGGAGCGAAACAAAAUGGAGCCCUCAAAUAAUAAGAGCGCAAGUAAAGCCAUGCAAACGGUACCCCCUACCCAGAUGAUAUGCAAAAAUUCUUCACUUUUAAAUAGCACAAAAACUGUGGCCCAAAUCUUGUACGAAAAGCGAUUGAAAGAGGCCAGGAAGAAGAAGGAAGCUCGGAAAAAACAGACCAUGUUCCUUCCUGUCCUGAUGAUUCCCCAGACCUUUGUGAUACAACAGCCCUGGCAGCAGGCGGCGCAACCUGUCAUGCCCUCUACAGCAGUGGCCUCCACGUCAUCUGCUUCAAAGCCCACUGCUGUCCCGAGUGAGAAAAUGGGAUGCGCUGUAGAGACCAAGAAAUCAUCAGAAAGAUCACUGGCAUUGAAGGAAGAUGCGCAAGCUCCUAAAGGGAAACCAUCUACCAACCCAUCAGUACAGGCGAUGCCACAGAAGAAUGAGUCUUGCUUACCUCAAGCUCCUGUCUUGCCAAAUUCUGUACCUGGAAACAGCCUGAACGCAAAUCAGGUGGCUCUGUCCCCAGCUGCAGGUAGCCCUGUUCUACCUGUGCCCAUUACUUGGAUAAUGACUCCUCAAGGCCUGCUACCAGUUUGCUCACAGCCUGUGUUAGGUGUAGCUAAUUCUCUUCAAACACCCAUCGUUGUGAGCCAGCUAGGACAGCAGACAUCCACUUCCCCUAAUAGUGUUUUGCCUGCAACAGGACUAAAUGCCACUGGCGGCACUGCAAGCCUUGCUGUGGCAACUACUAACACUUCACCAGCUCCUGCGAUUUUACAGACAGCGACCGUCAAAUCAGCUGAUACAGUUUGCACAAGCCAGCCAUUGAGCAAACCAUCCAGUUCUGCCUCAGCUGCAAGCUGCAUUCCGUCUAUCACAGCCACUUGUACAACAACCACUGUUUCUGUCCCAGCUGGCAGCAGUGUUUCACCCACUGUCAUUCCCUUGGCAACCACUACACAAACUGCAAGUCGAGUAUUUAGACCUAUUUUGGCUGUCCAACAGGGCGUAAGUGUGAUAAAUGGUGUCCAGCCAAGCUUACAGAAAGGCACUGGCAACCUUCCUACUGACAGUGUACCCUCCGUUCCCAAGUUGUUACCUGCAGCUCAACCUCAGGUCAAUACGCAGCAACAAAGUGUCCCCCAUUCUCAGCCCUCCCAGACACCUGUGACCUCAGACUCGUCUCCAAAGCACACAGCCUCCUCUCAAAAUUCAGCCUCCAAGGUGGAGAGAGCAGUUCUGGACCUCAACCUCAUGUUUCUGGAGGAAGACAGCCAAGUGAACGAGUGGCUGACUGGAAAAGGGGGAGUGCAGCUCCCCAACUUGAACGUCUCUCUGCCCUACUUGCCUCCUUUCGUGUGUACCUUGAAAAACCUCUCCUGCCUCCUCUCCCACAAGAAGUCCUUGGAGAAGAACGCCUCGGCCUUGUUGGCCAAGGACCGCAGGGAAGAGCCAAGCCCGAGUGGAGAAGUGGACAUGGAAGCACUCCGGAGGGUGGUUGCAGAGAAACUCGGGAACAAUCCAGCCUACCUCCUCCUGAAAGCUCGUUUCCUGGCAUGCUUCACUCUGCCAGCUUUCUUGGCCACCAUCCCCUUUCUCAGCCAGUCUGAGUGCCCUGCUAUGUUGUCCUCCUCGGACAGCGACUUCGAGGAGGACGUGGAGCGCAGAAACGACGCACAGCCUCCCACUUCAGAAGAGCCCAAGGAAGCAGAUCUGCAGUGUGUGAAUGAGGCCAGGCCUGAAGUGAACCCAUCCCUCCUUUCCACUGAUGGUGCUGUUGCCAACGAAUUCAAGGGAAUGACAACAAGAAGAAGGAGCCGCUUCCUGAAAAGAGUGUGAAAGCAGCGCUGAUUCCUAACUUGGUUCACUCUGGUGAUUUCAGACUUCUGCUUUGGACGCACAUAACUGAUACACCUUCAAAGAAACAGGGAAUUAACAAGACAGAGGCACAGAGUUCACCAUGGUGCUGGAUUAGUUGAGGUAGAAUAAUUUUAAAAUGGGUCACAGAGGUAGGGUCUGAGGUAGGGGCCUUCAUACAAGAGAUUACACCACUUAACCUUCUAUUACUGAAUUUAAAAAAUAUAAAUUAUAAAUCAUCAUAAAAUUAUAUACAUAAAGCAGCCUCGUAAAACAAUCUGUAGGGGAAAUCAUUUUGUUUUUCUUAUUAGUGAAAUAUUAGACUUCAAAAGAUAAGGGACAACAAACAGAUGGUCUACAAAGUUUUGAUCUAAUUUCCUGGCUACCUAUACAUCAGGAAAACGAAAAUAAUUGCAAUAUUGUUCAGAACCUCUUUGCAUCUCUCUGUUUGAGAAAGCAUCCAUUAAGUAAAAUACUUUGAAAAUAUCCUAGAUGUGUUAACUUUGUUUUUUGUAAUGUUUUGCUUUGUUCUGAUGUUGAAGGCAGAAAAGCCUGGUGGUGUUCUGUACACUGAAUUUUGUCUAGCUUUUUUUGAAGAAUGUAGUGUUAUGCUGUCACUGAAUAUAUGGAGUAUGUUGUAUAAUUCUAUAUAUAUUGUAAUAAAUGUUAAAGUAUUUUGGAAUAAACAUUUUUAUCACUUAAUAGUCCUGACACUUUAAUGCAUCGUAGCCUUUAAAAAAGGUUUCAGGAAUGUAAUUUUGUAAUAUAAUGUCAUGUGUAGUUUCUUUCCAAUAACUACUAUCCCUUAUGUAUUUAUAUAUAUAUAUUUAUGAGAAAUAAGUAAAACAUAAACAUUAUAUUAAAGAUAAUUUUGAUAGACAAUGGUAAUUUUCAAGUGCAACUUUUUUUUCAGUGAUGAUUUUGAAAAUUCUUUUGAUUUCCUUUUCCAGAAGUAUAAAAAAGCAUAUAUAUUUGGGGCUUUCCCUCAUAUGUCAAAGGAGGAUAUCUACAUAUAAAGUGAUAAUUAUACCCUGUUGAUGUUAAGCUAACACUAUCUUGUAAGAUAAUGCAUUGUAACCAGCUCAUAUUUGUGAUUGCCAUACUUUUUCAUUUAUAAAGUGCCAUAAAUCUUUAAAGAGCAGUGCUAGAAAAAAACCUUAUCACAAAAUUCCCACAGGCCUGUAAAUAUUAAAUGAAUAAACACUUGUUAGAGUA
Molecule: messenger RNA, 6077 nt
Organism: Lepisosteus oculatus (spotted gar)
Lineage: Eukaryota; Metazoa; Chordata; Actinopteri; Semionotiformes; Lepisosteidae
Gene: snapc4
Product: small nuclear RNA activating complex, polypeptide 4
Biological process (GO): snRNA transcription by RNA polymerase II; snRNA transcription by RNA polymerase III
Cellular component (GO): snRNA-activating protein complex
Molecular function (GO): RNA polymerase III type 3 promoter sequence-specific DNA binding; RNA polymerase II cis-regulatory region sequence-specific DNA binding
Source: RefSeq, a predicted model, not a curated record